This is a messenger RNA of Tribolium castaneum (red flour beetle), 1501 nucleotides long. RefSeq lists its product as uncharacterized. NCBI's taxonomy places the organism in Eukaryota, Metazoa, Arthropoda, Insecta, Coleoptera, Tenebrionidae. Bases 65 to 742 code for a protein of 225 amino acids. The record is from RefSeq and is a predicted model, not a curated record. The transcript is spliced from 3 exons.
UUUCAGCACGUUCUCACGUACCUUCCUCUAUUUAUUUCCUUAAUCGAGUACAGAUUUAUCAAAGAUGCAGAAAGUUUUAGUGUUGGUGGUUACAAUAGGGUGCUGCAUGGCACGUGAUUGUGUUACGGGGAUUACCUGUCCCACUUCGAGGGAAAUUGUCGCGAAUUUGGAGCCACAGAUCAAGGAAAUUCGGGCCAAAAUCGCCACAGUGUUGAAAAGUACAGGCGAUACUCUCGCCUCAACUCGACUUCUGAUCAGGAAUAAUAUCUCAAAUGCGAAAAAUUUGAGCGGGAACAAGUUACAAGAACUGAGACGUGUUCUCAACCAAGCCCGAAUCGAAUCAGCUUUAGCGCGCCCUAAAGUCCGGGCCUGUAUCAACAACCAGAACAGCGAAAUUGCCAAAAUUGUGCCUGGCAAUUACUUGAGCUGCGAGGCCAAUUUUAGUGACCUUAUGGACGUCCGGAACGACAUCAUAAAGUUGCGACAAAUCGGCCAAAAUCUAGUCCUGACUUGCACCCAUUUGAACCCUCUCGGAAGCGAAAGAAUCAAUCUCCGGAUCUGUCUAGAAGGAAAAAUCAAGGAUCUCGGAUUCCAGUUAUUAAACCUUGAGAAAGAGUUUACAAAUGGGGUCAAAAAUCUGGUUAACUAUUCCACAUCAUGCGUUGUUGAGACAAGUGGAAAGCUCUUCAAACAAAUCGGUGCAAUUGAAGGUGCUAUCAGGAAUUGCAAAUAUUUCUCCUAAUCUCAAGAGCCUCUCAAAAUCUCAUAUAAAUUGCGUUUUUUCCCAAGGUGUGACAGUCAAAAUGUUGAACCUAGUUACAGUUGUGAUUCUCGGGGCCCUCCUCCAGGGUAACUUUUGUCUCAACCGCCAAGAUAUUAUAGACGAGUACACGCCGAUCCUUGCGGAGAAAACAGCGAAUUUUAGCCAAGAUGCCAAAACAAUUCAUUCGGAACUUGUGGUGGUUGAAAACAUCUUGAAGAACGAUACUUUGAGCACGAUCUCGUUUCUGAACACCCAGAUUGCGUCCCUGAAGCAAACCAUCGCCGAUGCCAAAAAGCAAUCAGCUAACAAAACCACUGUCUUGAAUUGUUUGAGCGUCCAGGAAAAGGCGGCAGCGCAACUGUCCGCGGACGCUAUCAACACGACUUGUUGGGCAAAUGCUGAUUUUAGCGCGUUGUCAGGCGCUGAGAAUGAUUUAAAAACUCUGGCACUUAUUCCCAACAACACGAUAUCGGCGUGUCAGACCCUGGAUCCGCUCAGUCCCAGUCAAGACCAGUUGUUCCUGGACUGUAUCACCGAAAAAAUUCUAGAUCUGGAUGCUCAGAUUGAAAUAGUCGAAAAUAAUUUCGCUGCGGUUAAAAAUGCAACUGUCACUUCAACAAUAAAGUGCAUAACGGACCAAAGUGCCCCAAUCGCUGCGAAAAUCAACGAAAUCAGUUUUCAAGUCACACUUUGCUUGUCGCUAGGCUAGGAAUAAAUAAAACGUUUCGUAAAAAUUUC